CAUCCGCGCCUCCUCGGCUCCUAUGCACAGACGUGCUCUUCUAAUGCACCUUUUCCGAGAAUGAACAACCCCGGCUCGCUCGAUCUAGCUUCUAACCGCCACAAUGCCGCUCCUGUGGAGCUAAUGAAACGAGGGAUUGUGAUGCAUUCCCACCUUAAGUCUCCUUCAUGGUGACAGCUCCGUCAGACAGCGAAUUCACUUACAGAACGUACGGAUUACAAUGGCAAACAUCAGAGCACUCCGUUUUCAUGCUAAGAAUGAUGUUAGGGUCGAGGAUGUAACGAUACAGGCGUGUGGUAACGAUGAUGUACGAGUCAAAAUUGCAUACUGUGGCAUUUGUGGCACAGAUGUCCACGAGUAUCUUGGGGGACCAAUCUUUCCGCCUCAGCCAGGCCAAAGCAACCCUCACACUGGUGCCGAACUGCCUGUGGUCAUGGGCCACGAAAUGUCCGGCACCAUCGUCGAGGUUGGUUCUAAUAUCAGCCAAGUUAAGGUCGGCCAGAAUGUGGCCAUAAAUCCAUCUAUGGAUGACAGACACCAUGGCAAGGAACGUUGUGUGACGUGCGAGUCAGGGCGGCCAAACAUCUGCAAAAAUUGGGCAUGUUACGGGCUAAGCGCUCAUGGAGGAGGAUUUGCUGAUGAGAUCGUGGUGAGGGCGGUCAGUUGCAUCCCGCUCCCAAAGGGCGUAUCGCUCAAGGUUGGGGCAUUAGCGGAGCCUUUGGCUGUCGCCUCCCACAUGAUUCGAAUUUCCGGAUUCAAGAAAGGCCAAGACGCAGUAAUACUAGGCGCAGGCCCAAUCGGACUCUCUCUACUUCUCCUGUUGAAGUCUCGGGGCGCGAGGAAAGUGAUUAUCAGCGAAGUGACCGAAUUAAGAUCGCGUCAAGCGGAGAAAUUUGGAGCCGACCUGGUAGUUAAUCCGCUCGCAAAAUCACCGGAUGGAGACAAUUUCGAUACAUGGAACCCAGUUCUAGACGCUAUGCACGGCAUUAUAGUGGAUGGAGCAGACAUUGUCUUCGAUGCUACAGGCAUUCAAUCAACUAUGGACACUGCAAUGGCCGUGGUUAAACCUGGCGGUAUUGUGUUCAACGUAGCAAUCCACGAAAAACCGCUGCUCAUCAACCCCAACAGUUUCUCAUUUAAAGAGGUCAAGCUUAUGGGCGGUAUUUGCUACACGAAUGAAGACUUUGAGGACGUUCUCGAAGACCUUGCGAGCGGAAAGAUGGCCGCUGAGGACAUGAUAACAUCGAUUGUACCACUUGAGAAGGCUAUUCAAGGUGGCUUCUUAGAGCUCAUCCACAACAGGGCGGAGCAUGUGAAGAUUCUCAUCCAGCCCUCAAAGUCUGCGCAUCAAGUCUAGA
Molecule: messenger RNA, 1358 nt
Organism: Pseudogymnoascus verrucosus
Lineage: Eukaryota; Fungi; Ascomycota; Leotiomycetes; Thelebolales; Thelebolaceae
Exons: 2
Coding region: 221-1357 (378 amino acids)
Biological process (GO): butanediol biosynthetic process
Cellular component (GO): cytoplasm
Molecular function (GO): (R,R)-butanediol dehydrogenase activity; zinc ion binding
Source: RefSeq, a predicted model, not a curated record